GGAUCCUCCGCGCAUGCGUACAUUCUAAAAUACGAUUUGCACAACGGUCUAACAUCAAAGAUGGCGGGAGCCUCCGACCCACUGGAGGACAUGCUCUUCAAUGAGGUGGAUGAGAAAGCAGUUAGCGACUUAGUUGGCUCUCUGGAAUCACAGCUCGGCGACAGAAAGGCUCCCGCUGCUUCUUAUUCCGACGGGAAACGGGAGGGAGCUCCGUCGGCUGCCGGUCAGUUCUCAGGGAAAGUGCGCGAUCAAGUGGGGUCUCUGGAGCAGCCGCAACAAGGGCAUCCAAAAGCGGGGUUAACCCGGGAGCCCGGCGCUAAUGAGCCCGGCAAAGCCCUCACCUCCUCUACCUCCUCUGUCGCCACCGGGGCCGUGAUCACCGCCGGAGCUAGUCUGCAAACAGUUGGAGCAUCUCCUCCCACUAUCUCCCCGGUACCGGGACCCGUAACUUUGACCACUCAGCCCGCCGCUGCUAGCUUCCACCGGGCUGCCGUCCUGGGUCCGAGCGCGGCUCCCAGCACUAACAUCGCCCCCGCGGCGGAGGCUAUCAGGACCGCUUCUCCCGGAUUACAAAGUUUAAACGGCAGCGCUGGAGCUGUAAAGUUGGUGAACUCGCCCGCGGUCCCUCCACAAACCGGGGCCAGCACGGUUAUAAGUACUGUCAGUGCCGGGGGCUCCGCGAUCAUCGCCCCCAUGGCUUCACAGCCUAACUUCCCCCAGCCCUCAGUGGCGUCUCCCGCUGUAACUCUGCAGAGGCACCCCAGCCCGGUGGCCCAGAACGGAGUGGACCCCAAGGGUGCCCAGCUGGUGACCCAGGGUGCGCCCUCUCCGUCAGCCUCCAGCCCUCAGGUCGUGAACCACAGCACCCCUCUGAUGCACACCAAGAUGUUGGUGCCCAGCCAGCCCGUCUCUGGAAACUCUGUCAUCCUGGCCAGCACCCCUCCGCCCGCUGCAGCCCAGUCCCCCAUCAGCCAGGCUGGGACCAGUACAGCUGCGGUCACCCUGAAGCCUACAGUGAACGGGGUAGCCGUGGUGAGGCCGCCGGUACCGGGUGCCCCUGUGGUGGCCACCUCCAUCCAGCAGCAGAGACCCGGGCUGGUGGCGACCUCCACCCGGGCGGCAGCUCCUCAGCAGCCGCUGGCUGUCCGGCCUCAGCAGCAGACCACCAUCCAGCUGCCCCCUGGCUUCUCCAUGCCUCCCGGUAUGGUCCUGGUGCGGACGGAGACGGGUCAGCUGGUGAUGGUGCCUCAGCAGGUUCUUGCCCAGGCUCAGGCCAAGACGCAGCAGGGACAAGCGGUGGCCAACAUCACACAGAGACCCGCCACGCCGACAGCUGGGACCGCCAUCCGGGUCAGCACCGCCACCACGGCUCCUCAGACCGUCCGCCUGGCGACCCCCACUCAGACGAGAAUGGUUCAGCCUCCCUCCACCACCACCGUACAGAAGGCCAUCACAGUGGCCCCCAGCGGUGCAGCGGUGUCGGUGAAGAUGACCCCUCCACAGAAGGCCCAGACGGUCAUCACAGCUGGGGGGACGCCUGUGGCCAAACCUGCCGGUGUCCCGUCCACCCCCCUGACCAGCACCACGCCUGCUCCGACCCCCACGCCCCCUACCAGAGUCACCGUUGUGUCACAGGAGAUGCAGGAAAACGUGAAGAAGUGUAAGAACUUCCUCGCCACGCUCAUCAAGCUGGCGUCCCACAACUCGCCCUCCCCAGAUACCUCCAAGAAUGUGAAGGCCCUGGUGCAGGACCUGCUCGAUGCAAAGAUUGAGCCUGAGGAGUUCACCACUCGGCUGCAGGCUGAGCUGAAGUCCUCUCCACAGCCCUACCUCAUCCCCUUCCUCAAGAAAAGCCUCCCCGCUCUGCGUCAGUCUCUGCUCAACAGCCAGCAGUCUCUGGUGACCCCCAGCACCUCGGCGCCCCCACCUGUUGCCCCCGGCUCUGUCACCACCGCCACCAUCAGGCCGCGGCUGCCCAUCAGUCCGGCCGGCAGCACUGUCAGACUCAACACACCCAUCACAAACACUCUGGCUGUGGGCAGAGCAGGAGUCCAGACGGUUCAGACUCGUACGCCUGUAGUCUUCAGUCAGACUCUCAGAACUCCAGGUACACUUGUCAGAGGACCCACAACUAUAAUUGGCAAAAGUCCUGUGAACCUGGCAGCUCAGGCCAAUCAGAGGAAGCUGAGCGACCCGGGGGGCGGGACAUUCAGAGAUGACGACGACAUCAACGACGUGGCGUCCAUGGCCGGCGUCAACCUUAACGAGGAAAACGCCCGCAUCCUAGCAACCAGCUCGGAGCUCGUGGGCACGAAGAUCCGCUCCUGUAAAGACGAGUCCUUCCUGCCCACUGGCCUGCUGCACCGCCGCAUCCUGGACACAGCUAAGAAGCUGGGCGUGAGCGAGGUGCCUCUGGAGGUGGUGAACCUCAUCUCCCACGCCACCCAGUCCAGAUUGCGCUCCCUGCUGGAGAAGGUUUCAGCCGUCGCUCAGCACCGCACGGACGGAGGGAAGGAUGAAGAGAAUCACGAACAGACGUCAGACGUUCGCUCGCAGCUUCGUUUCUUCGAGCAGCUGGAGAGGAUGGAGAAACAGAGGAAAGACGAACAGGAGAGAGAGAUUCUGCUCAAGGCUGCCAAGAGUCGUGCCAGACAAGAGGAUCCUGAACAGGCUCGUCUGAAGCAGAAAGCUAAAGAGAUGCAGCAGCAAGAGUUGGCUCAGAUGAGACAGCGAGACGCCAACCUAACGGCUCUUGCUGCCAUCGGGCCUCGCAAGAAACGCAAGCUGGACUCACCGGGAGGCUCCACGUCCAGCACGGAGGUGGCUUCAGGCUCGGGUGCAGGCUCCUCUUCGGCCGCCUCGUCCCGGCAGCAGCUUCGUCAGCGGAUCACACGAGUUAACCUCAGGGACUUCAUCUUCUGUCUGGAGCAGGACCGCUCCACCGCUCGCUCUCUAAUGCUCUACAAGGCGCUGCUGAAAUGAGGAGUCCCUCCUGGAGGAGCACUCGGCCCACUGCAGAUCACAAACUGGAUUACACUUCAACCUCCGGUCCUCAUGUCCUCACGUCCUCAGAGGUGUUUCACACUCCCUCUGUCAGUCCCUGCAGCAUCUUUCAACCUUCACUUUGUCCUCUUUCACCUGAACCGCCACUUCUACAACUUCUCUGAAAAGUCUCAUCUUCAGCUCCUUCAGGUGUCUUCUGUCAGGCUGCACAUCACUCUCAGCUCCGUGUUUGUUAAAGAGAACUCCACUGAUUUAACGUUAAAGUCCAGGUCACAGCAGGAAGUGCAGCAGUAGAAUUAAUAUUUGGCUCUGAAUGAGUUUCUAAAUUAGGUUUUUGACAUCUCUGUUGUUUCUUGUUGAGGCUGACAUGAACAUUUUUCCCCACUUGGCUGCUCGUUAUGGUUUAAAGGGUUAGUUCAGAUUUUUUAAAGUGGGGUUGUAUGGGGUACUUACCCGUAGUCAGUAUAUUACAUACAGGAGAUGUAAGUCGGCACGCCCCAGUUUAGAGAAGCAGGCUAGAGUCUAACACAGAAGCUAAAGAAUGUACUGCUGUGGAGGGGUCAGCAACAAAACAUUUAAGACACCUAAAAAAAAGUCCCACCUAAAAAAAAAUCAUUAUCAGUUUAAUUGUACAUUAUAUUUAGAAUAUUUUCAUUACUUUACCUUAAUGUCAUACAGUGAUCUCCAACAGGAAAAUAAAGCUGCUAUAGCACUCUCUUAAAAGCCAGACUCCAUUGAGAAAAACAGUGAUUUAACAUAUUUAAACACAGGAGCUACUGGUGUAGUGCUGCCUCAAUCAGUCAGUUAGUUUGUGCUAUUUUCCAAGUUUGGGAACUUAAAGGGUUAGUUUGGAUUCACCGAAAUCACACAUUAACACAAACUAACGAACUAAUCAAGGCAGCAGUAGACCAGCAGCUCCCAUAUUCACCAAACUAAAAUGAAUGCUUUUCUAAAUGGAGUCUGGUAGCUUUGACAAGAGCAUAAAUGAGGAAUUGAAGCCAUUAACAGCUUCCCUGUCGGAACAGGCCGUCAUAUGGAAAGGUAAAGCAGUGAAAAUAUUCUAAAUAUAGCGUACCCUUUAACUGAUACUGAUAUUUUGAAGUGGCUAAAAUAAGUUUUGUCGCUGCUCCCAUCCACAGCUGUAUGUUGGUUAGCUUUCAUGUCAGACUCCAGCCUGCUUCUCCAAUAAGUAUCUCAUACAACCCCACUUCAAUACAUCCGACUCUUGAAUGCAGUGUUACCAUGACGUCGUCCUGUCUCCUGACUGUAAACACUGUCUGUGUGGAGCAGUUUAUAAUUUCUCAGCUUCAAACUCUGUCAGAUCAGCAGACCCAGAGAUAUACUCUUUUUAUUCCACACAUUCUCCUCCCUGGUCAAGACCUUGCACCGUCAUUACCCACAAUGCACCUUGGACAUUUAUCAGACUCUCACAGAUCCCUCUGGAGACACUUAAGACUUAAUACCACUUUUAAAAUUCGUAGAGCUGAUCUGGAGAAUCACUGGAGUUCAUCUUUGAUCUCGAACAUGUUGCAGUGAGUGAUGUGCAGCUCUGAAGCUCGACUCUGUCAGCGAGCUGCUGCCACUGACAGGAUCGUUGUCAGUGUGUGACUCCAGCGCUGUACCUGAACAGGUGCCUUUAGAGUCCCAUCUUUCUCUCUGCAGCCCACUCAGGACGCCGCCGUGCUCAUGGGCUCUUCAGUUUAUUUUUUAAAGUUUUUUCCGCUCUCAGAUCUGUCACACAUUCAGCCGUCACUUUUGCAUUUUAAGUCGAGGAUCCUGAGUUUUAUUGAGCGUCGUGUUGUCAGAGGAAGGUGAACCGCGAGAACUGUGAAGCUUCGAUGGUCGACAGACCGAGGUCAAACAGCUGCCAGAUCAUUUUAAUGUGUGUGUGUGUGUGUGUGUGUGUUUCGGUGUGUGUGCGUGUGUGCGAGUAGAGUCAGUGUUAAUCAUGGUCAUCACGUUAACAGCCGACAGGCAUGAAAGGUUAAAAGAACAAUUCCGAAUUUUGGUAAAUCCUCUUCUUCUCUUUCUCUCAGAGUCACAUAUUCAGAUUGAUACCACUCUGAUGAAGCUACAGCCAACAGCUGCUUAGCUUAGCUUAGCAUAGCAUAAAUACUGGAAACAGGGGAAAUAGUUAGCUUAGCUUAGCAUUACUAUUGUUAACGGGAAGGAAACCCUGGAUAUAUUAAGAGUCCAGGAUACAGCAUUAAUGGCAGGCCCCCAGUCAUUACCGUAAAAGUUGUUCAGUGGUGCAUGAAGCGAAAAAAGCUCUUAUUUCUGUGGUAUUAAAAUCACCCGGAUGAUCAGCACUGCUUCCGCAUCAUUGGGCCCAUGGAGCAGGGGCACCUAAGACUUAUUGCCGCUGAGCACGCCCAAGUAGCUGACUUCCAGUUUAGCACGUUGUUAACUUGAAUGGGGAAAAAACAGCUUAAUCUUGCAGCUCUUUUAGACUUUUCAAAUGUUACACAGGGGUUGUGACGUUAAAAAAAAAUGUAUACAUUGAAGUCUCUGGGGGAAAAUUUUUUGGGGCCCAAUAGCAUCGUGUGACGGACCACAGAAAUUACAGUAUUAUUGUUUGUGUCUGUUUGAGCCUGGUGCACUUCUGGGGGUCUGGUGGAAACAGCUAGCUUAGCUUUUCAUUAAGAUUGGAGACAGGUGGAAGCAGCUAUCUUAGCUUAGCAUCAAGACCAGAAACAGGGAAACAACUUAGCUUAGCUUAGCUUAGCUUAUUUUAGCGUUAAGACCGGAACUAGGGGAAACAGCAAACCUAGCUUAGCAUAAACACUUGCAACAGGAGGAAACAGCUAGCCUGGUUCUGUCUAAAUGUAACAAAACCCACCUAAACUGAUAAAUAAGUAAAUUUCCUGUUCUUAAUAGGUGUCAUCACUUCAAGCCACCACAUACCCAGAUCAGCCGUUUAUCUCAAAACCAAUUGGUGUGUUUAGGGGGCUUUGGUGUUGCUGGCAGAUAUCCAGGCCAUGACUUCUUUUUCUGUGUACUGGUUAUUGUUUAUAGUCUGAUUAGCUAGGCUACUUAAGUGUAGGUGUUGUAGGUCCAGGCAACAUUUGGGCUAAUCUCUGUUAGUCAUGUGUUAGUUGAUGGGUUCCCAGAUUGCUUUUCAGCCACCGCAUUUGGCCUGGUUUGCUCUCCACACAUCCUGUUUAGCCGCAUGACACCAAAGCUUGUUCACAUUUGAUUGGUCAGUAUUACUCAGACUACAAAUGACAACCAGAAUGCCUCCGAUACCAAAAUCUUGUCUUGUUGCCUACAGAUUACGCAUAAAAGCGCAGAAUCUGUUUAUAGAGAUUGGUCAGACGUUAAAACUGCACAUAGCCUUGUUAAAUAAACUGUUAGUUGUAGUAUAGUUUAAUACAUUAAAUAAGAAAUAUAUUUGACACUUUGAUUUGUUUGUUUAUUAAAGGAUGAGAUUGUUAAAUCAGUACGCUUUAGAGGAGCUGGUAGGUGGAUUUUUUUUUUUUUUUUACUUUUGAACAAAGCCAGGCUAGCUGUUGCCCCAUUUCCAGUCUUUAUGUGAAGCUAGUCUCCAGUCUUUAUGAUAAGCUAGCUGUUUCCCUGUUGCUAGUCUUUAUGCUAAAGCUGUUGUCUGUAGCUUCAUAUUUAGAUUACAGUUGAGAGAAAGAGGAUUUCACUAAAUGUUGAACUGUCCCUUUAACAAUGAUUCACAGUUUUUAAGUUAACAGUCAUCACAGGGAGCUGGUUCUCCUACAGACAGUGAAAACUCACUCAGGCUACGUUCAUGAAGGCUAACAACCAUAUAACUUCACAUCAAACAUUCCUGCAAUACCCUCCUCCUCCUCUUCUUCAUCCCGCCUGACGUGUGAUUUCGCUUUUAGCUCAACGUGCGAAGGUGAAAUGUUAGAAUUCAAAUGACAGUCUGAAAAUCCUCGUACUGUUGGACACAUACAUUUGUCAGAGUAGUUGAAUAUGCAGUUUUGCUUCACGGUUUGCGGUUGAAAGUUUUUAAGAUGACUUUUUUGGAAAGGGUGUGUACAUUGAAGGUUUUUAACGCUUUAAAUGUUUUCCCCUCAUAUCGGGCAUUUGGUUUGUAUAGUCUAUAGCUCUAACUGAUAAUUGCAGCUGUGGUGUAUGUACUGUAUAUUCAGUCAGAGUCUUCAGAGCACCCGGCUAAAGUAUCAUCUGUUGGAAGGACACAAUUUUUGCGACUAUUUAUAUUUCCUACAUUCUGUAUUCAAUCCUGACGCAUUUCAGGCAAUGCAAUUUUACAGUUGUUUGUACCUUUGCAAAAAAAAUUAAAUAAAGAA
Molecule: messenger RNA, 7286 nt
Organism: Epinephelus fuscoguttatus (brown-marbled grouper)
Lineage: Eukaryota; Metazoa; Chordata; Actinopteri; Perciformes; Serranidae
Product: transcription initiation factor TFIID subunit 4-like
Exons: 15
Coding region: 61-2982 (973 amino acids)
Biological process (GO): transcription initiation at RNA polymerase II promoter; DNA-templated transcription
Cellular component (GO): transcription factor TFIID complex
Molecular function (GO): RNA polymerase II general transcription initiation factor activity; DNA binding; protein heterodimerization activity
Source: RefSeq, a predicted model, not a curated record